Megalopta genalis is the source of this 2988-nucleotide messenger RNA. RefSeq lists its product as uncharacterized. Gene Ontology annotation, biological process: regulation of apoptotic process. The record is from RefSeq and is a predicted model, not a curated record. NCBI's taxonomy places the organism in Eukaryota, Metazoa, Arthropoda, Insecta, Hymenoptera, Halictidae.
AGAACACAGCAAUUCGCUGCGUUCUCUCAAUUCAAGAACUCGUUCCUGGAACAUUUUUGACGUAAAUAGUCUGACGUAAACAGAUUGUACUUCGUAUGUGACCACUUGAAGUUUGUUUAAUUUGGUUCAGUUCAGUUGUAUAUUGCUUCUGUCAUUUGGAGAAUGGUUUUAAAAACUAACAUAAAGUUUGCGUGAAUUUUGUGUAUACUAUUCCAAAAAGGAAACAUGUCAAAAUUAAAGAGGAGUGCACAAAGUGUUAAGGAUGAUGUUAGUUCGUCCGGUUCAUCUUCCUCUCUGUCAUCUGAUGAGGAAGUUGAUAUGCAAGAUUUGAAAUCAAUUAAAGAAUAUUUAUCGGAUCGUCGAGAAUUAGCUCGCCAACUUUUUAAAUCUGUGAAAGCAGAAAAAAUACAAAUGAUGUUACCACAAAUAUUAAAGAAAAUGGAUUUAGGUCAAUUGGAAGAGUGGUGUGGAAAUGAAUUAAGCGGUAUGUCAAAAUCUCGUAUAUUGUGCAUUUUAAAUGGGAAAACUAUGACAGAUUCUUCAGAUACAACUGAAUCUGAUGAUUCAGGACCUUCUUUAGAAAUUAUCUCAGACACUGAGGAAUGGUUUACUGACGAGGAUUUAGUUAAAAAGGAAGAAGGUUCUCAGGUCCUUAAGGGGAAAGUGAAUAAAGAACGAGUUAAACAAAAAGGGAAACUUUUAUCACAGAAGAAAGGUGACAAUAGAUGUAGUAAUAAGAAAACUCCUGACAAUAUUCCUAAAAACGUUCAAAUAAAAAAGGAGGAAGAAGUGGAUAAACGUAAGGAAAAAGAAGGUGAUAGUCUAUUAGAUUUAUUAGAAUUAGAAAUGCGAGCUAGGGCAAUACGAGCUUUAAUAAGGAAAGAGGAAGAUAUUGUACCAAAUGCUGCACAGUCUAUCGAAGGAAAUACUGUUCCUAAUGCUAGAAAUAAAAGUGAACAAGAUGAACAGAGAGAAAAAGAAAGUUGCAGGAGGCAAUUGGAAAGACUUAUUGGUGCUCAGCAAAGCAGUAAUAUUGAAGAUGAAGAUGUAGUAUUAGUUGUCCAACCCACUACCACUAUUGAGUUAUUAUCUAGUGAAAGUGAUGGAGAGAAUCAUAGUGGAGUACGUAUAAAUAAAAAAUUGCAAAACGAACGUAUUAUGGAAACUGAAGAAAAUGUUAAUUUCAAAAACAAAGAAACAAAUACUGCACAAAGUACAAAUGAGUCAAAUAAUUCAAAAGAUAAUAAAGUUAUUGAUGGUACAUCUGAAACACAUAAGAAUGAAGCUUCUAAACGCUUGCAUAGCGAUAAUUUAACCGAUAGUGAUGCGAAAGUUGGUAUAAAGCGAAAGAAAGUAAAGAGAAGAUCGCAUGCUAAGGAACAACAAAAGACUACAAGUUCUAAGUCAACCAUACAUAAAAUAAAAUCGCAUAGCGAAAGUCAACAUAAAAAGAGCACAAAGAAUGAUGAGUCAGGUAAUGAAAAUGUUAAAUUAAAUGAAAAUGUGAAAUUAAAUGAAAAUGUUAAAUUAAAUGAAAAUGUUAAAUUAAAUGAAAAUGUGAAAUUAAAUGAAAAUGUUAAAUUAAAUGAAAAUGAAAUCAGAGAUAGUAAUAAUUCAAAGGUUCAGGACAAGUUAGUGCCAAAAAAAGAAACUUCAACAGAGCAUUUAGAUGCAUUAAACAAAGCAAACUUGAAUGAAGAAAUAUCCAGUGAUUUGGAUGAAAUAAUUGAUUUAGAUAAUUACUGUGACAUUGAUGACAUAGAGAAUAGUGAGACCGACAAAAAUAAAAAGAAACUGCAGACAGUUGAACAAACUAAGUCUGAAGUAGAAACGUCCUCUGCACAAAAGUCAAAUGGGACUGAAACAUGGGCUAGUCGAUACUAUCAAACGGAUGAUGUUCAAAAUGUAAUUAAAGACUCGAAGAUACAGUCAGAAAUACGAAAACGGUUGAGGGAACGACAAAGGCUGUCUAAACUUUCUGGAUCUCCAAAUUCUCCUUCCACAUCCCCAGUGAUAGAAACUGUAGAUAAAAAAGUUUCAGAGAACCAUCCACUGGGUUCUGUGGAUGAGUAUCUAGCUUUAAAGCAAGCUGCCACUGUGAGUCUUAAUAGCUUUGGUAGUAAUAGUAGUAGUAGCGAUUCUAAUACAGUAAAUGAUAAUGCCACGCCUAUCGGCAAUUGUACUGAUAUGAAAACACCAAUCGAAGCAGAACAAACAUCAGGCAUUUAUUCUACUGAACAAAAAGCUAAUCAAGAAGUAAAUUCGAUUGAAAAAAAACAACGGGUCGUUAGUGCAGUUAUACAUACCAGUCCUGGUUAACAUGACUUGUAAAUUGUAAAUUUAAUUAUGUUAACUGUAUAAUAUUUAAAUCUAUGUAUGGAUAAUUAAUUAUAAUCAGUACAACUCGUUACUAUGCAGAGUGUCACCUGUCCACUUCUAGAGUAAAUUUCGCAUCUUAUGAUACACCUUGUGUAAUAAUUUUCUCUCAUUUAUAAGCUUGUAUUAUAGCCUUUGAUUAAAUUUUAAUAUUGCAUCAUGUAAAGAAAUAAUGAUUGAAUCUAAAGUGAAUUUAAAUUUAUGGCGUUGAUGUAUAAAUUCGUUUUAAUUUCAAACUUGCGAAUUUGAUUUAUUACCGUGCUUUGUACUUAUUAGUAUGAAAGUCGUAUUAAUGGAAAGAUACUGUAAAAUAUAUGCAAUCUACGAUUAGCAAUAGUUGAAUUCAAUUUCAUAUUUUUGUAGAUAAAUAUAAGGAAAGAAACUGGAAUAAAAUUCUAUUUUCGUUACUAAUACGGUUAGCGAAUGGAAUUUAAAAUGCGCUUUAUUAAGUUAAUUAAUUUUAAUACCAUCAUAAUCCAAUAUAGUGAGUACCUUUAAUUCCAUCUUACAGUGACAAUUUCUCUAUUGAUAUGUAAUUAUGUAGUCCUUUUAAAGCAUGCGUAUUAAAGAAAAAUGGAAAAGUCUAUCUUUUUAUAAAAUGAACUAUACAUA